ACGUGAAAAUUGAGUUGAGGUGUCACUCUCGUCCCCUACCAUUCGUUUCUUAAUUUUCCCGGCAACACGCACUCAAAAACCCUAAUUUCCCAUCAAACAAAAAACCAAAAACGAAGCUGCUUCUUAUUUCCCCUAUCAAUUCAAUCUUUUCCACUCUAACCGAUACGCAUUCUCUUUGAAGUUCCUGCUUCUUACUUUCUCGAUUGCCCAGGAUCUGCUUUCUGCAUUCGGGCCUUUGAUGGCGGAGGACCGCAACGGCGAUGAUAAGAAUGAAAACAGUGACUACAGUUCAGAGGAUGAAGGAACUGAAGAUUACAGGCGUGGAGGUUACCAUGCGGUUCGAAUUGGUGAUACUUUCAAUAAUGGGUGCUAUGUGGUGCAGGCCAAGCUUGGUUGGGGUCAUUUUUCUACCGUGUGGCUUGCUUGGGACAUCCAGAGAUCGCGUUACGUGGCCUUAAAAAUUCAAAAGAGUGCUCAGCACUAUGCUGAAGCUGCCAUGGAUGAAAUAAAGAUUCUUAAACAGAUUGCAGAGGGGGACCCAGAUGACAAGAAAUGUGUUGUAAAGCUUUGGGAUCACUUCAAGCAUUCUGGUCCUAAUGGUCAGCAUGUAUGUAUGGUAUUUGAAUUUCUGGGUGACAAUCUGCUGACACUUAUCAAGUAUAGUGAUUACCGAGGGGUUCCGCUAGCCAUGGUUAAAGAAAUAUGUUACCAUAUUUUGGUGGGCUUGGAUUACUUGCACCGAGAGCUUUCCAUAAUACAUACAGAUCUGAAGCCAGAGAAUGUCUUGCUUUUGUCUAUGAUAGAUUCGUGUAAGGAUCACAGAAAGUCAGGUGCCCCACUAAUCCUUCCUAGCACCAAGGACAAUUCUGUAUCCAAGAAUGAGGUCACAAAAGAUAAUGUUAGUUCGAAUGGAAAUCUGACCAACAACCAAAAAAAGAAAAUGCUUAGAACGGCUAAGGUUGAGAAUGAAAUUAUUGAGGAGACUGAAAGUUCUAAAGAACACGUUCAAGAAGUUUAUAGCAAUGAUCAAAAGUCAAAUGCUGAAUCUGUUGAAGAUAAACCCAGUAGUUCAGGGAGUAAAGAUGAACCAACAAAGAUUGUUGAAACUAAGGAUGUUCCGCAAGGAAGUCAUAGUCGGAGGAAAAGUAGCCGUUCCUUAAGAAAAAAGUUGCUUGCAACUGUUGAUCUAAAGUGUAAACUGGUUGAUUUUGGAAAUGCAUGUUGGACUUAUAAACAGUUCACAAAUGAUAUUCAAACAAGGCAGUAUAGGUGUCCUGAGGUUAUUCUUGGAUCUAAAUACUCAACUCCAGCGGAUUUAUGGUCUUUUGCUUGCAUUUGCUUUGAGUUGGCCACUGGUGAUGUUCUUUUUGAUCCUCACAGCGGUGACAACUAUGAUAGGGACGAGGAUCAUCUGGCACUGAUGAUGGAACUUCUUGGAAUGAUGCCUCGCAAGAUUGCACUAGGUGGCCGCUAUUCCCGGGAAUUUUUUAAUAGGUAUGGUGAUCUAAGGCACAUCCGUCGGUUGCGGUUCUGGCCUCUGAAUAAGGUGCUUAUGGAAAAGUAUAAUUUCAGUGAACAAGACGCAAAAGACAUGACAAACUUCCUCGUUCACAUACUUGAUUUUGUCCCCGAAAAUAGGCCAACAGCUGCUCAGUGUCUUACUCAUACCUGGUUCAAUGCUGGUCCUCGGAUUCUACGGCCUUCUGCGACUACAGUACAACCUGAGGCCAUUGGAAGGGGAAUUUCUGAAGAAGCAAAGCGGGAUAAGGCUGAGCAGGAAGCAGUGGAAGUUGGUGUGGGCAAUAUAGCCAUCGAUGGAACACCAAAGCCACUUAAAAAGUCCCAAUCUGUUAAUUGAUGAAAUUAUAUGCAAAUUAAGUAUAGGUUCUACAAGCAACCUGGUUGAUUUCCAUGCGUAAGAUAAACUGGUCCUUGGAGUGCAAUGUAUUUUAUAUGGAGUUGUCCUCUGUGCAAUACCGGUCAUAUCUCAAGGUCUUAGCGUGGGAAGCCCUUAAUGGAGCGAGGGAAGCUGAAUGUCUGCCCCGAAACUGAGAUUUCGUAAUGUCUGAACUGAAAUGUGUCCUCCAUCUAGAAUGGAUCAAGCGCCCAAUGUUGUACAAUUUGUUUUUGGGUUUUUUUUAGGAUAGUAUGUUCGGAAUUUCUUCUUCCUAGAUGAGAUUCUCAUCAGUUAGAAAGGCUGCAUUUGAGGGGUUAAUUGUACAUUUGAAUGAGUCGGUCCUUCAUUUUCUAUAUCAGAUGUUGCUGCGACAGACUUACCACGGUGUUUUCGGCUUCUAA
Messenger RNA from Prosopis cineraria, 2298 nucleotides. RefSeq lists its product as uncharacterized. The coding region runs from base 239 to 1858 and encodes 539 amino acids. Gene Ontology annotation, molecular function: ATP binding; protein kinase activity. The transcript has 4 exons. Gene Ontology annotation, biological process: spliceosomal complex assembly; protein phosphorylation; regulation of mRNA processing. Lineage: Eukaryota; Viridiplantae; Streptophyta; Magnoliopsida; Fabales; Fabaceae. The record is from RefSeq and is a predicted model, not a curated record.